AUGGCCGCAUACACAAGUGGCGCCAGCUGGUCGUUCGACAAUAUCCUAGGCUCAUUUGAGUCCGACAUACCACCCACAACGAGCAAUACCACAGCGAGUGACACCACAGCGAACGACACAGCAGACAGUACUGCCCCUCCUCCACCGGGAGAGCCGCAGCCAAAGCGAAGACGCACACACUAUGCUCCGCGAAAGUGUCGGAUAUGCCUCGAGGAGGUCAACGCUACGUUCCCCGACGUCUCCGACUCUGCAUUGCCCGCCUCGAUGCAGUCUGCACCGCGCCCAGUUUACGAGAGCGAAGAAGGCGGACGCUUACUAAGUCCUUGCAAAUGCAAAGGCAGUCAAAAGUACGUCCAUGAGGAGUGCCUGGGGGCCUGGCGUCGAGCAGAUCCAACACAGAAAAGGAACUACUGGGAGUGCCCAACCUGUCGAUAUCGCUACAACAUACAACGCUUGAAUUGGUCGGCAUGGAUCAGCAGCACCACCGCGCAGCUGGCUCUCACCAUCUUCAUCUUCGUCGUCUCCACCUUCAUCCUGGGCUUUUUCGCCGAUCCGAUCAUCAAUCUGUACCUCGCGCCAGUCGAUACAAUUGUAUCCGGAGACAUUGUCCCGACCAUCGAGCCCACCACUUGGGCUGAACACAUGGCCAAAGGUUUUGCUUCCCUCGGGCUGCUUGGCUUUGCCAAGUAUAUGCUGAGCUCACCCUUUCAGUGGUUCAGAUUUGGUGGCGGAAACAGAUAUGGUCGCAACACAGCUGGUAGUGGCAGGGAUCGGCUGCAGCAAAUCAGCUGGAUCACCUUGGCCAUCGGCAUUUCGACCAUCGCUUAUGCUGUGUGGAAGGGCGUCCGGGCAUGGAGUCGCCGAAAGCUUCGGCAGGCUGGCGAGCGUGUUAUGGAUGUGCCUGGAGCUGAGGACGAUGAUGACGAAGACUGA
This is a messenger RNA of Fulvia fulva, 933 nucleotides long. RefSeq lists its product as uncharacterized. Bases 1 to 933 code for a protein of 310 amino acids. Lineage: Eukaryota; Fungi; Ascomycota; Dothideomycetes; Mycosphaerellales; Mycosphaerellaceae. The record is from RefSeq and is a predicted model, not a curated record. The transcript has a single exon. Gene Ontology annotation, molecular function: zinc ion binding.